UCUGUGUGUGUCCGCGCGCGCGCACCAAUGUAGUUGCCGCAGACAUUUCAGUCGCCGUCCGUCCAGCCAGACCUCGCUUCUUCUUUCUUCACUCUGCGGGCUGCAACACGCUUCAUUUCGCUUUCAUUUUCCUGUAUUUUCAUUUGAAGAAUAACGACUCCUUUUACUCGCCACGACACUGCUAAUUUAUCGCUGACGCCUUUUAACCCCCACCUUUUACGCACUUUUAAAAAGCAAUGCGGCUCGGAGGGACGUGUUUACGGAAAUUAACGGUCAAAGCAACAUUUCAGCCGACGGUGAUUUAGGAGAGGACACCGGAGCCCGUUCGGACUGUAAACAGCAAGGACGUGCGGCACAGAGGUCAGUGAGGAGGAUGACAGCCGAGGAGUAAAGAGCGGUAAAGGAGGAAUGAAAAAGAGACCUAAGUAAGUGAACGAAGUGGAUCUCCAAAGUGCCUACUGCCAGGGUUCAUCCGCCGAGUCUGCUGGAUUACAGCAGGACAGGGCUCGGCGUUUAGCCUUGAAUGGAGGCUGUAUUUUAUCCUGACAGCCACAAUCAUCCAUCCCACGUUGCCAAGUCGCAGUCCCAACAUACCUUGGACUGAGCUGCCACCUUGCCUCAUCUUCGUCAGGAUAUCACCGAGUAGUUCUGCCUUUUUUUCGCUCUGCAGAAAUCCCCCUAGUUUUUUCGAUCAGGCUGCAACAGUGGAACCAAUGCUACUGCCUCAGCCUCGGCCAUGUUGACGUGAAUGUAACAGAGACUUAUAGCGGGCGUCGGUUGAUACAGGUGAAUGCACGGACACUCAGCAACAUAUCCUAUAGCAUGCCCGAGUGAUGUCCUGAGAACAUUUUCUUUUUUUUUGUUUUUUCUUUCUUCGUUGGAGACAGAGCUGGACUCUGCUCAAAGUCGAACCUCUCUAUCUCACCCCGGUGAAACUUCAGCUGCCACUUUUCCCAGGAAGAGCUAAUAAACAUCCCCCAAAAUCCACAAGCUGAAAGGACCUGCUGCUUAUUUGCACUGAGGGAAAAAAAACCCCCAAAAUAGUUUGGCUUCUUCUUCCUCUAAAUUUUUUGUCUGGAAUUUAUCUUUGAAUCACCGUGAGUCACGCCCCGCUCUCUUUAGAAACUUCUCCGUCCGUUUGCUCGGCGCUUGUGAGCGGCUCUGAUGGCUGUCAGCAUGAGCAUGGGACGAGACACCAAAUGGCUGACCUUGGAAGUGUGUCGAGAGUUUCAGAGAGGCACCUGCUCGCGCUCUGACGCCGAGUGUAAGUUUGCACAUCCCUCGCGGAGCUGCCAUGUGGAGAACGGCCGAGUCAUCGCCUGCUUUGACUCACUCAAGGGGCGCUGCACACGAGAGAACUGUAAAUACCUGCACCCACCUCCGCACCUGAAAACCCAGCUGGAGAUUAACGGGAGGAACAACCUGAUCCAGCAGAAGGCCGCGGCAGCCAUGUUGGCUCAACAAAUGCAGUUCAUGCUGCCUGGAGCGCAACUGCAGCCCAUAACAACAUUCCCAGUGACACCCUCCCUGGCAACAAGUCCCACCAUGGCAUUCAGUCCCUAUCUGAGCCACAUGGGCCCAGCGAUGGGCCUGAUGCCUGAGCUGCUGCCCAGCACUCCCCUGCUGGUUCCUGGGAGUCCCACCGGCCUUGCAGCCAUGGGUAAUGGCACCUCCACGCAGAAACAUGUGCGCACAGACAAGCUGGAGGUCUGCCGAGAAUUUCAGCGUGGCAACUGUACGCGGGGCGAGAGCGACUGCCGCUACGCUCACCCUCUGGAGGCCGGCAUGGUGGACUGCAGCGAGAACUCAGUCAUCGUCUGCAUGGACUACAUUAAAGGUCGCUGCAGCAGAGACAAGUGCAAAUACUUCCACCCUCCAGCUCACCUGCAGGCCAGGAUCAAGGCUGCACAGCACCAAGCCAGUCAAAACACAGCAUCUGCAGCCUUGACUUUGCCUCCAGGUGCCAUGCAGCUACCAAAGAGGCCCGUCUUGGAGAAGAGCAACGGAGCUGCUGCCACUGUCUUCAACCCCAACAUGUUCCACUACCAGCAAGCCCUGGCGAACAUGCAGAUCCAGCAACCAGCCUUUAUUCCCACCGUUCCCAUGAUGCACGGUGCCACCACCUCCACUGUUUCGUCGGCCUCGACCCCAGUCACCAAUGUUCCUUUCGCUGAAUCUGCCGCCUCGAAUCAGACCCCUCCGAGCUUCUGACUUCUGAUCCAGUGGAGCUCCAGUGCGUUCCCAUGGAAACUCAUUUCUGUCCCGUCCCCAAACUGCUGGUGGCAGCUCCAGUGGCACUAAACUCAGUAAGCCUUUCCCGAAACCCCAGUUAAAGUCGCUGAAACUCGCCCCCGCCAGCAAACAUGUGCCUCACCUACAGUGCACACCGACUGAGUGACGAUGUGAAGCUACUUACACAAUUUUACGAGAGCUGGGAAGUUGCGACGGUUCAUGCAAUACAAACCUGGACGUAUUAUUAUUAUAAUUAUUAUUAUUAUUAUUACUGUUGCUUUAAAGCAGCCAUCAUGAUGCAUACUGACUUGAUCAGGCUGAGCAAUAGAGCCCCCUCUUUCUUACAGCCAUACACACAAACACACACACACACACACACACACACACACACACACACACACACACACACACACACACACACACACACGCUCACACACACACAGAAAUCCAAGAAAUAAAAAAAAACAACAACAACAAAAAGCCCUUUAUGGGUUGGAGCCAUCACAUGAGGCCAUCCAACAUGUCUGACUGUUCCAAAGUGGGAAACCCUGAGAAGUUCAGACUAUUAGAGCAGCAAACGGACCUGCUGCUGCUCUGCAACCACCACAUGUCGUCAGAAUGAAAGAGCGUUCCAUAUUAUGUAUGGUCAGUGUUUCAGGAGGACGAACAAAUGUAACGUUCAUGUUGAACCAUGAAUACUCAGUUUUGCCGCCAUGGUCCCAUCUCACCUGGAGCAACAUGAAUCAGGAGUCGUGUUUCAUUUGUUUGUGCCUUUCAUUUCUCUGCUGAGCUGCAGAGGGGACUUGGUUUCGCAUUUGAAAGGGUGGAAGACGGUUUAAUUGAUUUAAGGCAGCAUCAGUUACAAAACCAACAUAUUGUGUUCGCCUGUAGCCACUACUGGAACUCAAUCUACUCACUGCAGUAGUUUCAAUUUAAAGUUCAUUGGUUAAUAUUAUGUGGAGUUUAUUCAGUUUUGUCCCUGGUUCCAUAGUCAGGAUCUGGUUCAUUGUAGCAAAUAAGGCAUCUUUGUUCUGUGAUGCAAUAACCUUGAAAACUACAAAAAAGAGAGAUUUAAUUAGACCACUAUCACUUUUACCAUAGCGGCUGAGUGGAGAGACUUUUCUAGGCUCUGAAUUUCUCUUAAUAUACAAGAAUGGAAAAACAAACAGGUUCGAUUAUGUUCUUCAUCUCAGUCCCGAACAACACCCUCGAAGGAUCGAAACUGAUAAAUGUGAGGGGUGGAGUCUUCUCGAGUCACGGUGUUUGAUCUCCUGUGUGUGACUGGUAGUUGUGUUAAAAACUGGAAAGCAGAGGUCCUGCUUUGUUCUUCAUGUGAUAUCUGAACCACGAGUGAAGUCCCGAUCACCGAAUAGCUGUGUCAAGACUUUGAUUUAUUAGUCUGAUCUGAGUUCACAGACUUAUAUAAUUGGCAGCCCUAACACUGUUACUACGCCUGAUGUCAACUGUUGCAAAGGAUGGAAGCUGGACGUGUUUCCUGGUAUUGUGCCUGAAGUCUAUUGUAUAUGCAAGGAGCGCUCCCCCGUUUGACGCAAUACCCGACAAAUGUCUCCCUCAAUUUCAAAAAGGCAGUUUGUUUGUGCAACUAUCUCCAUUCAUGCGGCUUUUAAAUCAAUUAUCUGGCACAAGUUUUUAUUCUUUUUUAUUAUUUUGUUUUUUGGCUCUUCAGGGAGAAAGCUUAGAACUUGAAAAUGUCCUGUCUGACUUUAAAAUGUGUCGUCUUUUCUACCGAUGUCUCGUUUUCGUCGAAAGUCGUCAGACUCUAAAUAAUAAAGCCACAGUUGUUAUAAGCAGGAUUGUGUAGUGGUCUAAAAAAAAAAAAAAAAAAGAAAGGAAGAAAGAAAGAAAGAUCACCUGUUUUGUUGUGUGAUGGAGGAGAAAGUACUAUACCCAGGUGGGUUGCUUUGUGUGUAAAAUUGAAGUGAACAGCUUUGUGCUGAAAUUACUUUUGUCUAAAUUCGAAUGUGCCUCUUCAAAGUCUGCUCAAACCACCGCAGUCAAUACACUGCAAGAACAGACCAGUGCUCCAAGGUAAACAUGUCAUUUGGUUCACUAUUAUUACAUGAAAAUUGCAUCUGUGAUCGUUUCUUCUCUGAGACAGCUGCGCUGUCGAGAUGUUGACAUAAAGAAUUAAACCAGCGGGUUGUGCGUUGAAAGAGACAGUGAAAUCACAUAUUUGGUUAGUUGUAAAUGCUGCAGAUAUCACGGCAUUUUUUUUCCACUCGACAUUAUUCAUUUAAAAUAAUGUUAAUGUGUUGUGAAUGUAUCUAAUGCAAAAACCUUACACAUGCCUUUUUGAGAGAGAGGCAUGCUGAAAUGUAAUGAGUCACUAUAUAUAGACUAUUUCAGAGGUCACAUAGUUACCAUGCUGAUACUGUGUUAAGACAUAUUAAAGUAUGUGUAUUGUUAUAUAGAUUUCUAUUUAAUGUCAAUGAGUGGUUGUGGCUACUUUGAAAUAUCUUUCACUCUCGGAAAAGGUAGAGCAGAGCUGUACUCUUUCAAGUGCAAAUGUACACAGUUCGGGUACAUUACAGUACCAUGUCUAGCUGGUCAGUUUUUGUACCCCUUAAAUAACAAAAGUACCCAAAGUGGCCAAAAUGCACUAUAAAAGGAACUUAUAAUCACUGGGCAG
This is a messenger RNA of Salarias fasciatus (jewelled blenny), 4882 nucleotides long. It is a transcript of the gene mbnl3, whose product is annotated as muscleblind-like splicing regulator 3. Gene Ontology annotation, biological process: regulation of RNA splicing. Lineage: Eukaryota; Metazoa; Chordata; Actinopteri; Blenniiformes; Blenniidae. Gene Ontology annotation, molecular function: metal ion binding; RNA binding. Bases 1165 to 2211 code for a protein of 348 amino acids. The transcript has 8 exons. The record is from RefSeq and is a predicted model, not a curated record. Gene Ontology annotation, cellular component: cytoplasm; nucleoplasm.